GAAAACGGGAAACCGGAACCCGAAGGAAGACAGAAAUGAGACCGCUGCUGCUGCGCUGUCCACCCGGCUGCUUGGCGACAGUUCUCGGCUCGUUUUCUGCGUCUCGAAACAAACUGGUCCCCCGAGCAGCUGCGGGUCCUCGUCUGCUUCACUUGACAAACACGAUGCACUAUCAGACGGAGGCGAGAGGACGUCCCGGUUCUCCCGACUACCGCGUUUAUUUUAAAACUCCUGAAGGAAAAUAUAUUUCACCAUUCCAUGACAUCUCGCUUAUAGCGGAGAAUGAACAGGAAAAUGACAUGCCAACCAAAAAGGCCAAGAAGAAUGAGAGUGAGGUGCUCUUUAACAUGGUCGUGGAGGUGCCUCGAUGGUCAAAUGCUAAAAUGGAGAUUGCAACUAAGGAACCACUGAACCCGAUCAAACAAGAUGUUAAGAAAGGAAAACUCCGGUAUGUCGCCAACAUAUUUCCCCAUAAAGGUUACAUUUGGAACUACGGGGCGCUCCCACAGACGUGGGAGGACCCAAACCAUACAGACAAAGAGACAAAGUGUUGUGGGGACAACGAUCCCAUUGACGUGUGUGAGAUCGGGACCCAGGUGUGCUUUCCAGGUCAGGUGAUCCAAGUGAAAGUUCUUGGCAUCUUGGCCAUGAUCGAUGAGGGGGAAAUGGACUGGAAGGUCAUCGCUAUCAAUGCUGAGGACCCAGAUGCCAAAAGCCUGAAUAGCAUAGAGGACGUCCGUAAGAGCCGGCCUGGUCAUUUAGAGGCCACUGUCGACUGGUUUAGGAAAUACAAGGUGCCCGAUGGGAAGCCUGAGAACCAGUUUGGAUUCAAUGGACAAUUCAAAGACAAGGACUUUGCCGUGGAGAUCAUUAAGUCCACCCAUGAGCACUGGAGGGCACUAGUGCAGAAGCAGACAAAUAGCCACGGGAUAGAAUGCAAAAAUAUCUCCUGCAACGAAAGCCCUUUCAAAUGCAGUGCAGAGGAGGCCAGAGAUGUGGUGUCAUCGGCUCCUGCACUGUGUGCCAGCACACAUCCCGUGUCCCCAGCUGUGGACAAGUGGCAUUUUGUCUGAAGCCCAAAACACAACACGGAACCAACAAAACCUUGAAGCGGCCACAUCUUUUAGAUUUAUUGUUGGUAUGGACUUAUUCUCAGCUGCAUAAUCUAAGUUUAUUAUCCAGUAAAAUGUGCAGACAUCACAUUGUUUCACCUCAACAAUUACAAUAAAACAAUGUUAUCCUUUCUAUUAAAUUGUAAAUUAUAUUGGGUCAAUACACCGGGUCCAUUGUAAAAUAAGACUGAUGCUAAGUCACGCUAACAUGCUCUAAUUUGCCUUAAAGAGUUAAGUCCGUUCCUGCUAGCAACCACAAACAAAGCGUUUUGUAUGUAACAUGUAAACAAUUUCUUUGUUUGGGUAAAUAAAGAAAUGUAUGUUGUGAUUGUG
Molecule: messenger RNA, 1445 nt
Organism: Gasterosteus aculeatus aculeatus (three-spined stickleback)
Lineage: Eukaryota; Metazoa; Chordata; Actinopteri; Perciformes; Gasterosteidae
Gene: ppa2
Product: inorganic pyrophosphatase 2
Biological process (GO): phosphate-containing compound metabolic process
Cellular component (GO): cytoplasm
Molecular function (GO): magnesium ion binding; inorganic diphosphate phosphatase activity
Source: RefSeq, a predicted model, not a curated record